Messenger RNA from Xiphophorus maculatus (southern platyfish), 2350 nucleotides. It is a transcript of the gene nfia, whose product is annotated as nuclear factor I A. Lineage: Eukaryota; Metazoa; Chordata; Actinopteri; Cyprinodontiformes; Poeciliidae. Bases 807 to 2249 code for a protein of 480 amino acids. Gene Ontology annotation, molecular function: DNA-binding transcription factor activity, RNA polymerase II-specific; RNA polymerase II cis-regulatory region sequence-specific DNA binding. The transcript has 11 exons. The record is from RefSeq and is a predicted model, not a curated record. Gene Ontology annotation, biological process: regulation of transcription by RNA polymerase II. Gene Ontology annotation, cellular component: nucleus.
CUCUGUCCUAAAGGAGGGGGGAGGGCACUAGUGGCGCUCUCGUGCAAGCGCGCGCGCACCCAGCAGCAGUAUACUUGUGAAAGUGCGCGCGGAGGAUCGAUGCUGUUAUUUGUGAUCGAUCAGCGGCGCGUGUGAUCAGUCUGUGGCCGCACACGGAGCGACGCAGUCCGGCGGAGGAGCAGCGGAGGAGCCGGUGUUCGGAGCUGGAGGAGUUCGGGACAGUCUCUCGGCUCCCGGGUCGUCCCGCCGCCUCUCCCCGCUCCCGGCAGCGCUUGUCCCGGGAAAGACUCCGUUGCUGCACCGCUCUCUUUCUCCGGAGCGCAGGGGAGCCGCACGCCGGCCGCGGCGCACCGCAGAGCGGUCAGGGAUGCCGGCGGGGGGCGCUUCGGGACGCGGUUCUUGGGUUCUGUGAAAUGCAGUUCGGGACCGGUUUGGAUCUUUGUUCUGUCCGUCGAACCUCCUGAGGUCCUCGCUGCUGCUCUGACUGGACUUGUGCGGUGUCGCCGGAGAUGCGGUUGGAUUGUGGGCGGAAAGUUGUGCGCUCCCCGGCGGAGGGCCUCCACAGGUCCGGACCGUGACCCGGGGCGGGUCCGAAGUUCAGCUCUGCCCGGAAAUGUGAAGCGAAGCGGGCAGAAGGAGGGCUCCGUUUCCCCCUCACUCACUCUCUCACACACUUUGUUUUUCGCUCUUCACACACACAGACCAACACACACACCCUGGAGUUACAGUAACACCCCCCCACACACACGUACGCGCACGCGCGCGGUCGCACACACCUUCCGGAGCUCAGAGCCCAGCGGACAGAUAUGUAUUCUCCGCUAUGUCUGACCCAGGAUGAGUUCCAUCCGUUCAUCGAGGCGCUGCUCCCCCACGUCCGGGCCUUCGCCUACACCUGGUUCAACCUGCAGGCGCGCAAGAGGAAGUACUUCAAGAAGCACGAGAAGCGCAUGUCGAAGGAGGAGGAGCGAGCGGUGAAGGAUGAGCUGCUGGGCGAGAAGCCCGAGGUGAAGCAGAAGUGGGCGUCUCGCCUCCUAGCCAAGCUGCGCAAGGACAUCCGGCCCGAGUUCCGGGAGGACUUCGUGCUGACGGUGACGGGCAAGAAGGCGCCGUGCUGCGUGCUGUCCAACCCGGACCAGAAGGGCAAGAUGCGGCGCAUCGACUGCCUGCGACAGGCCGACAAGGUGUGGCGCCUGGACCUGGUGAUGGUCAUCCUGUUCAAGGGAAUCCCGCUGGAGAGCACGGACGGCGAGCGGCUCGUCAAGGCGCCGCAGUGCGCCAACCCCGGCCUCUGCGUCCAGCCGCACCACAUCGGCGUCUCCGUCAAGGAGCUCGACCUCUACCUGGCCUACUUCGUGCACUCAGAAACCAGCCAAUCAGAAAGCCCCAACCAGGCCAGCGAAUCAGAUAUCAAGGAGCAGCCAGAGAACGGUCACCUGGGAUUCCAGGACAGCUUUGUCACACCUGGAGUCUUCACCGUGGCCGAACUUGUCCGAGUCUCCCAGACUCCCAUCGCGGCCGGAACCGGACCCAACUUCUCCCUGGCCGACCUGGACAGCUCCUCCUACUACAGCAUGAGUCCAGGAGCCAUGAGGAGGCCGCUGCCCAGCACCUCCUCCUCCAGCUCUGCCAAGAGGAUAAAGUGCAUGGAGGAGGACGUUGACAGUCCGGGCGAGGAGUCCUACUACCCAGGUCCGGGUCGGUCUCCGGGCAACGGCGGCCAGGCCGGCAGCUGGCACGACGUGGAGCCAGCUGGAUAUAAGCUACGCGGCUCUCUAGCUAGCUCGUUCAUCUCUCGACAAGCCAGCCCCCACGCCCCCCCCUCCGGCCUCCACUUCUCCUCCUCCCCCAUCCUGCAGCAGCCCGCCUCCUACUUCUCCCACCCGGCCAUCCGCUACCACCCGCAGGAGACGCUCAAGGAGUUCGUCCAGCUGGUGUGUCCUGACUCCGCCCAGCAGGCCGGACAGGUGGGCCUCCUCAAUCCCAGCAGCAGCUCCCAGACGAAGGUCCACAACCCGUUCCUGCCGACGCCCAUGCUGCCCCCCCCGCCGCCCCCUCCGAUGGCCCGGCCCGUCCCGCUGCCCGUCGACACCAAGCCCCCCCCCACCUCGUCCACAGAGGGGGGCGGCAACUCCCCUUCUUCCCCCACGUACUCCACCCCCACCACAUCUCCAUCCCAGCGGUUCGUCAGCGUCGGCCCUCGAGACCCCAGCUUCAAUAUCCCUCAGCAGCCACAGUGGUACCUGGGAUAAGGACUCCGGAGGCGCAGACGCCCUCUACGGCCAGCCGCUGCAGCCUGUCCUCCAACACCAGCUGUCCCUGGUCAACCCUGUCACUGGUCCUGCAGAUCCCG